Molecule: messenger RNA, 441 nt
Organism: Abrus precatorius (Indian licorice)
Lineage: Eukaryota; Viridiplantae; Streptophyta; Magnoliopsida; Fabales; Fabaceae
Product: serine/threonine-protein phosphatase 7 long form homolog
Exons: 1
Coding region: 1-441 (146 amino acids)
Biological process (GO): meristem maintenance; meristem development
Source: RefSeq, a predicted model, not a curated record
AUGAUUAAUCCAGAGCCAGAAAAUUCAUCAUUAUUGCGUUUUCAAAGUAUACAUGUGUCUGAAUAUAUUUGCGAUAGUCGAGAGCAUCCUGUGAUGAAAGUUAGGAACUGUCAGUUUAUACCAGCUGGCCUAGACGGUGUUCCUGCAGAGAUUUUACCACAUUUGGAGUUGGCUGGCUUUGCUGGAGUGGCGCAGCUUGCUAACUUUCCAUUGGAUAAACAUUUGAUCACUGCAUUGAUUGAGAGAUGGAGGCCUAAGACACACACGUUUCAUAUGGCACCAAGAAAGUGCACUAUAACGCUUCAAGAUAUAGCCAUACAAAUAGGUCUUCGGGUUAAUAGACUUCAAGUAUAUGCAGCGACCAGCGGUAAUUGGCCGCAAAUAGUUGAAGACAGGCUAGGUAUUAGGCCACCACCAGAGACUUUUGUGGGAGCAGCUUGA